GGAUUAAAGCCAACUGGCAGUUUUUUUAGUGCAGCCGUAGAGAGCGGUUCAUUAUUUUGACCAGUCUUCCCCCUGAGUUGUUGAACCGCAUCAUUUAGACAGAAAACUAAAAUUUACCCGAUAAUGGCGGCGAGUAACGGUAAUUCCAAAAUGAGCCAACAGGGUCCAGCUUUCGACUCCAACGCGAUGACGCUGACGCGUUUCGUGCUUCAGGAGCAACGUAAAUUCAAGGGCGCCACUGGUGACCUGUCACAACUGCUCAACUGCAUCCAGACGGCCAUCAAGGCCACCGCCUCGGCGGUGCGGAAGGCAGGAAUCGCUAAGCUUCACGGCAUCGCUGGCGACGUGAACGUCCAGGGCGAGGAGGUGAAGAAACUGGACGUUCUCUCUAACGAGCUGUUCAUCAACAUGCUCAAGUCAUCCUACACAACCUGCCUGAUGGUGUCCGAGGAGAACGAGAAUGUUAUUGAAGUGGAAGUGGAUCGACAGGGAAAAUACAUCGUGUGCUUCGAUCCGCUGGACGGCUCCUCCAACAUAGACUGCCUGGUGUCGAUCGGUUCGAUCUUCGCCAUCUACCGCAAGAAGAAUGAUGGACCUCCGACCGUCGAAGAUGCUCUUCAGCCUGGCAAUCAGUUGGUGGCCGCAGGAUAUGCCCUAUACGGCUCUGCCACCGCCAUUGUCCUUGGACUGGGCUCCGGGGUGAACGGCUUUACCUAUGAUCCGGCCAUUGGUGAGUUCAUCCUGACCGAUCCCAACAUGCGCGUUCCCGAGAAGGGAAAAAUCUAUUCGAUCAACGAGGGCUACGCCAGCGACUGGGAAGCGGGUGUGGUGAACUACAUCAGUGCCAAGAAGGAUCCGACAAAGGGAAAGCCAUACGGGGCCCGUUACGUAGGCUCCAUGGUGGCCGAUGUCCACCGAACCAUCAAGUACGGCGGAAUUUUCAUCUACCCGGCGACCAAGUCGGCCCCAAAUGGAAAACUGCGACUGCUCUAUGAGUGUAACCCGAUGGCCUACCUCAUGAUUCAGGCCGGUGGACUGGCCAGCGACGGAAAGAUCAGCAUCCUGGAUAUUGUUCCCAAAAAGAUUCAUGAACGCAGCCCUAUAUUCCUUGGCUCCAAGGCCGACGUGGAGGAAGCCCUGAGCUACUUGAAGUGAUUUUGUAUUUUAAAUAAUGAGUAAACAAUAAUAAGUUUUUUAAUCAAGAAA
Molecule: messenger RNA, 1206 nt
Organism: Drosophila bipectinata
Lineage: Eukaryota; Metazoa; Arthropoda; Insecta; Diptera; Drosophilidae
Gene: fbp
Product: fructose-1,6-bisphosphatase
Biological process (GO): sucrose biosynthetic process; gluconeogenesis; fructose 6-phosphate metabolic process
Cellular component (GO): cytoplasm; cytosol
Molecular function (GO): fructose 1,6-bisphosphate 1-phosphatase activity
Source: RefSeq, a predicted model, not a curated record